AUGGCCCUCUAUGUCCGACUCCCGAUUCACAAUGAGACGGUCGAACAGAGGUUCCCGCGAACACAGACAUCGGUCGAGCAGAGACUCCCGAUUCAUAGCGAGGCGGUCGAACAGGGGUUUCCGCACACACAGACAUCGGUCGAGCAGGGGCUCCCGAUUCAUAACGACGCGGUCAAGCAGGGGCUCCCGCACACACGGACUUCGGUCGAGCAGGGGUUCCCGAGUUCUACCGAGGCGGUCGAGCAGGGGCUCCCGCAUACACACACAACGGCCGAGCAGAGGCUCCCGAUUCCAACCGAGGCGGUCGAGCAGGGGCUCCCGUACACUACAUCUGAGGCGGUCGACGACGAGCUCCCGCCUCUUAUUGACGAGAAUGCACGGACUGUGGACGUAAGUGUGAACAACAUGGUGGUGACUGAGCCACCACGUCUAGCGGGGGGUAUGUCAUCCUCCAGUGAAAGCGAUGUGCCAGUCUUGAGAAACGGCUCGAGACGCAAGAAACAGCGUAAACACUAG
This is a messenger RNA of Peronospora matthiolae, 516 nucleotides long. The record is from the annotation of a GenBank genome assembly. NCBI's taxonomy places the organism in Eukaryota, Oomycota, Peronosporomycetes, Peronosporales, Peronosporaceae.